Abrus precatorius (Indian licorice) is the source of this 1868-nucleotide messenger RNA. RefSeq lists its product as uncharacterized. Lineage: Eukaryota; Viridiplantae; Streptophyta; Magnoliopsida; Fabales; Fabaceae. Bases 36 to 1868 code for a protein of 610 amino acids. The record is from RefSeq and is a predicted model, not a curated record. The transcript has 6 exons. Gene Ontology annotation, cellular component: nucleus; spliceosomal complex. Gene Ontology annotation, biological process: mitotic DNA damage checkpoint signaling; nuclear DNA replication; mitotic DNA replication checkpoint signaling. Gene Ontology annotation, molecular function: zinc ion binding; nucleic acid binding.
UUUUACCCUACACUCUUCUUCCGAAGAACAGAAACAUGUCAACACAGAUCAAGAAAAAGGGAUGGUCUCGUGCUAAACGUCAUGCCCAGAAGAAAGAAAAGUGCACAGUGUUCCCCCUUGUGAGGUAUAAUGAAUUUCGUCAGCCUGUUUGCCAGGUUUGUAAUGUUGUUAUGGAGUCUAUAAGUGCACACCUUACUUCUCUUCAGCAUCUUGAGGUAGUGAGUAAUCUGAAAGCUAACACUGUUGGGUCUACUCCGCAUAACAAUGCAGAGCCUGUUACUGAUACCAACUAUCCCAGAGCUAAUCCAGAACGACCUUCAAACUCACGAUGCCAACUGCCUGAAUGUUCACCAGAACUCCUUAAACGUCAGUCACCGUUGGUGCUUCAACCAGGUUUUUGUGCUGAAGUUGAUAAAAUAAAGACAAGAUCUGUUUCAAAAGUAAUCAAACUGAUGGAUCCUCCUGAAAAACAAGAAUCCAACUACAAACCUGCGAGGAAGAAGUCCAAAAAUUUUACUCCCAUGGGUGAAGCUUCAAGACCUUUGAAACCUGGCAUACCACAAGAAGCAAAGCCUAGCAGCUUCAGAAUCAAGAAGACCUCCAAUCAGUUAUCAACACCCAGAAGAUCUAAAAGAAUAAAGCAUGUGGCAGAUAAAACCAUAAAAAAUGUGCAUGAAGAAUCUCAGUCCAAGGAAUUAAUGCAGAGGCCUGCAGCAGAAAAUUUACAAGCAGAUGUCAAAGAAGUCUCUUCAGAUGUUGACGGCCUAGUAAUCUACCAAAGAAAAAGACUAACUCAAAAGAUGGCUUCCGGUAAAACGAGCAAUUCUCCAUCAUUAUCAAAGCAGACUGCUCCUAAUGAGCCUUCAACUGCUGCAAUUUCAAGCUCUGCUGUUGCAUCGCCCCCUCAUCAAAUUCAAGAUCCUCCUGCGGCUAUGCCAGCCAACAUUGAUGCAACACAUAUUAAAAAUACAAAUACUGCUGACCCAAUGUUGAGUGAAAACCUUUUUGAAGCUGUUGGGAAGUUUGACCCUCCUGAAGCGAAUGCUCAAGAACAGGUUGCUUCCAGCAAGAAUCAAGAAUCUCCAGAUCAAGUUUACCCUAUAACUGAUGAAGUCUCUACUGUAAACGUCCCACUCAAUCUAGAAGCUAUUAACAAGAUGAUCGAAGAUGACCCUUUGAGUGCUCUUGAAUAUAUCCUAUCAGGGAAUGUUUCCUUUUCUAAGACUCAGCAAUCUACUACUCAAUCAGAACCACCAAAAGUUCAAAGCUCCACUGUAGAUGCUUUGUCUAAAGAACUGAAAGACUUGAUUCAGACCUUUAGUUUAGUUAAUUUUGCCACAGACUACAAACAAAUGUCAAAGGUCCUAUUUAUUCUUGAUGAGCUGCAGAAGAAUGAGAAGUUCCUUUCUCUUGCCCAGCAAACAUUCAUAAAGGGCUUCAGACUCUUCUUCAACAAUGCUGUUGUGCACCAUAAAGAAUGUGAUAUAGCUGGAAUCAAGAAAAUUGAACUGAGCCAAGCUAAAGAAAAUAUCCUUCUCAAACUUCAAGAAGCUAAACACACUCAGGAGCAAAUUACUACGACCAUUUCAAAUGCCAACGAAAAGGUCAAUGAAAUUUCUUCAUAUAUUGAAGAACUUGAAAAACAAUUAUCAAAACUGAAGAAAGAGAGGGAGACCUUUCAAUUGGCUAUCAAUGAAGGAGGGAAACAAAGGGAGAUAUUAAAGAGUGGAAGCGUCUUAUGGGCUCAUCAAGCUAAAGACCUGGUUUUUGAUCUUGCAGAGACUGAGACCCAGCUGAAAACUCUUGGAGAACAACUUGAAGCAGACAAAGAUGCAUAUGUCCAGUUUAAAGCAUCUUUUCCUUUUUAA